AUGGCUCCCUUCGAGAAAUCUAUGGAAAUGAUGCCUUUUAAGCAAAGGAAAUGUCUAGCAACUAGAAAAGAUGAGGUGUGUAGUAUACGAUCAAAAUUUCCCAACAAACUUCCGGUUAUUGUAGAAAGAUAUUUGCGUGAGACACACCUUCCCUUACUUGAUAAAACAAAGUUCCUGGUGCCGUUUGAGCUCACUAUGGGCCAGUUCAUCAGUCUACUCAGGAGUAAGAUUGACCUGGAUUCCACGCAGGCGUUGUACCUCCUGGUGUCAGAGCGCCACAUGACGUGCAUGACGGCCAGCAUGGGAGAGGUGUAUUCCCAGUACAGCGACCCGGACGGCUUCCUCUACAUGACGUACGCCUCCCAGGACAUGUUUGGGUGACGUCACGCCACUACGUCAGCUCAGCA
Engraulis encrasicolus (European anchovy) is the source of this 407-nucleotide messenger RNA. RefSeq names its product microtubule-associated protein 1 light chain 3 gamma, like (gene map1lc3cl). The record is from RefSeq and is a predicted model, not a curated record. Bases 1 to 381 code for a protein of 126 amino acids. The transcript is spliced from 4 exons. Gene Ontology annotation, biological process: autophagosome maturation; autophagy of mitochondrion; cellular response to nitrogen starvation. Gene Ontology annotation, cellular component: cytosol; autophagosome membrane; autophagosome. Gene Ontology annotation, molecular function: ubiquitin protein ligase binding. NCBI's taxonomy places the organism in Eukaryota, Metazoa, Chordata, Actinopteri, Clupeiformes, Engraulidae.